Messenger RNA from Dendrobium catenatum, 1826 nucleotides. Its product is annotated as RNA-directed DNA methylation 4. The transcript has 11 exons. The coding region runs from base 444 to 1502 and encodes 352 amino acids. The record is from RefSeq and is a predicted model, not a curated record. Lineage: Eukaryota; Viridiplantae; Streptophyta; Magnoliopsida; Asparagales; Orchidaceae.
UCGAAUUUCCAUUGCUUACUUACAGUAACACAUUCAAGCCCUGUCCCCAACUAUCUGCAGCUACCAAGAAAUCCCUAAACCCUUUUGCCCUGCCCCCAACCCUCUCUACCCAAAUUUCCGAAACCCUCGACGACAACUGAAGAAGUCGCCUCGAGAUCUCGCGGGAGAAGGCAUCGGCGGGGCCAGCGGCGCGUGAAGGGGAAGAGGAGUUCGUUCGCUUCGGAUUUAAGUUAAAUCACACGAAUGCCCGGAUUUUGUUAAUCCCGGACUCAAGUAAAACGGAGGAGAAACGGGAUUUAAAGUUGGCAUUUGUACCGUUUGGCAGGAUUUAGAUUAAAUCUUGCUCAAGUCCUCAUACUAGCCUGUCCCAAAGCUUUCUUUGCUAUCCGUUUCCUUCUAUCUAGCUUUUGAACCCUAACUCUAUCUAUUCUCUCUUCGCGUUUAUGGCGAACGUUAAGAUGGCUUCUUCUGGUGCGCCUUCUUUGGAGAGAAAGGAGAAGCCAGUAGUAGUCAGAGUGAAAAGGAAGGCUUCUCAGGCGAGUCUGGAUGCUUUUUGGUUGGAGAUCAAUGAAAGGCCGCUUAAGAAGCCUUUAUUGGAUUUUGAGAAGCUUUCAAUAUCUGAUCACGAGAGCAAAGUUUCAGAGGCAUUGAAGAAGAAAAGGUUAUUAGUACAGCAUGUUGAGACUGUGGGCCCCUCUGAGGCAAUUGAAGAUGUUUUACAGUCCCUUCUGUCUAAUUGUGGUGGCUCAAUGGACUUCAUGAGGAAGAUUGAGGUGCGCAAGGGUUAUUUCAAACAAGACAAGAAACGUGAUCAACUGCGCUCUCUAGCUAAACAAGAACGUGAGGAACUUGUAAGGAAUGCCCGUUUUGAGCAAAUUUGGAAAAGCAGAAGGGGAGAAAUCGAUUCCUUGCGGGAGUUGUGCCAUCUUUAUGAUGUUGUCCGUGUUGAUGCUGAAGAUGAAAAUACGAAGAAGAAGGAGCUAAAGCAUAUUUCUGUAGAAGAUAAUGCAAUCUUGUGCAACUACCUUCCUUUGCUAAGGGAGUACAUUCCUUCAGCUGCUGAGGAGAUUGAAUCUGAAAUAAAAGCCUAUGUAUCCGGAGAAGGUAGUGGUUCUGAUUCAAUUGCCGAGGUUCCUACAGAAGAUGGCUAUGUGUAUGACUUGUACACUGUUGAGGACGAUUUUACUGGAAGUGACAAAGAUAUGUCAAGCGACUUUCCUUCGGUGCAAGUCAAAAAUGAAGAUGAAUUUGAUGAGAUGCCUGACUCUGAAUAUGAUUCAGAGGAUUCAAAUGCUGAGGAUCAUCCAAGAAAUGAUUACCCUGAUGAGGAGUCAUCCGACAAGGAAGACGAAGAGGUGGAUCCUUUUGGUGAUUUUGAAUGCCCGAACUCAGAUUAUGAAGAAGAAGAAGAAGUGAUCAUAGAAAACAAGAAAGAUGAGGAGGAAUCUAGUGAAGGAGAGAAAUAUGUGCAAAUGUUCAGUGAUUCAGAUUGCUCAGACUAGGAAGAUGAAGUCUUGAGAGGCUGCUAGAGAAGAUGGAGAUAACUGGAGAUGGGGAUAUCGUUGAUGCUGUAGUGGAAUUUUUUUGGGUUAUGGUGACUUACCCAAUCUGAACUCUCUAGGGUUGAAUUUUGAACAUGGUUUUAGCUGCAUCUUCAUGGAUUUCUCUGAAUUAUUAAACUUCUCAGAUGAAAGAGCUGUAUUGAGUAUUCUUGUACGAAAUUAUUGGAAUAGUUAGUCUAUCUUGUAUAAUUAAGGUUUCGUUUGAGAUAGCUUUCUUGCUGCUUUCUAAAAUAACUUUUUAGUACAAAAAUUUUGUACCAAAAA